Botrytis porri is the source of this 1921-nucleotide messenger RNA. RefSeq lists its product as uncharacterized. The transcript has 2 exons. NCBI's taxonomy places the organism in Eukaryota, Fungi, Ascomycota, Leotiomycetes, Helotiales, Sclerotiniaceae. The record is from RefSeq and is a predicted model, not a curated record. Bases 808 to 1599 code for a protein of 263 amino acids.
GAUUAUGAUUAUGAUUAUAUUUUGUGAAAAGACGGUCAAGAUCUCUCUACUUGAUAUACCAUCCGACUACUUUUUGGCACACAUCUUGCACUCUGGCGGGUUUUUGAGGACUUGGCUGCUAAAGGGAGUAUCAUCAAUCACCAAUUAUCUUCAAAGUUCUUUGCGCUGUUUACUUGUAUUUUUGUAUCUGCAUCCAUACCUGCAUCGAUGUAUAUCUUGCCUGCCAGUUUCUGUUAGUACAAUUGAUUGUCACUGCCUGUUCUGUUCCUCUUUCCUCUUUCCUCUUUCCUCUUUCCCCUUUCCCCUUUCUUAACCUUCUUUUCCAUCAUCUCGCGUCCCCAGGCCCUUCAUCCAACAUGUUCAGCACCCGCCACAAAUAUUUCUCUGCACAGCCACCCGCCACAGCCACCCGCCACAACCAACCGACGUCACCUGCAUUUUCAAUUGGAAUGGAUCUCCCUAAAAUCAAGUUUCCUCUCUCGAUCUCUCGAUUCUCACCACAUUCGAAAAGGCAUCAACCAUCCUGCCUACUAAUAAGUACCUCCACUAGGCAAUUCCAACAUCAUGAUUGAUUCAUGAGCCACAGGACCCUGAAAAUUCUUAUUAGUAAUUACCUACCUAGUACUAGGACAGAAGUACCGUCAGCCAAGACCCUUUCCCCAGCAACUUCCAACCCGCUUACUUCCCAUUCGCGUGCUUUUCUUUACUCUCUUCCAAGAUGACGUGAAAUUGACCAGGACUUGAUACCUGUAUAUUUUCCUUAUCAACAUGGACAACUUGCUUUGCCGUCAUAUGUACAUCACAUAGAUGAUAACUUCUCCCAAUAGGUUGUCACACAUUCACCACUUAUUGCCAAAAUUAAAUCGAGAUUACAACCCUUUUUCCCAGUUUGAAGUCCCUAAACCCACAAUUUCCCUGAAUUCAGGAACUCACUCCUACGUUCAUCAAACUCUUUGUAUAAAGAUAGCCGACAUGUCCCCUCAUGUCUCAAUUCCAAUUUCAACUCCAAUCCCAAUCCCAUUAGCAUCAUCUCCACAAACACAAAUCGUACCCAGAAUUAAAAACGACGACCAAUUACCCGAUAAAGCCGCACUAAGAACUCUAUCUUCCUUUAUCAAAACUUAUCGAGAGACUUCAAAUCAAUCUACGACUUCGAUACCCAUACCGCAAGAAUAUACACAAGCACAACCGUCACCUCUUGCACAAACCCACGCACUACCCCAAACACCCACCACCACAACACCACCACCAAAGCAAACCCCAACUCUCAAAAUGGCCCACACAACCACAACCGUCACCACCAAACCCUCCCUCCUCUCCCGCCUCCGUGGCGCCAAGACCCACCGCCGCACCUACGAAAACACCACCACCCACAGCACCCACCACCGCAAACAACGCACCUGGGGUCGUCGUCGUGCAGGCGUCACCGCCCAACCUGUUCAUCACCACCACCGCAAACCAAGCGUCGGUGAUAAGAUUAGCGGUGCGCUGUUGAAAUUGAGAGGUAGUUUGACCAGGAGACCGGGUUUGAAGGCAGCCGGAACCCGCAGAAUGAGAGGAACUGAUGGAAAGGGUAGUCAUCACACUGUUGCAUAUUAAGCUACCUUGUCUCUCUAACCUGACAUCACAUUACAUCACAUCACAUUGUACUAUACUAUAUUAUACCCUUUUACCUUUUCGCAUGCAUGGACGCUUGGAUGGAUGGAUAACUGCAGACAUGCAUCACGAAUUACGAACGAUCGAUAGUAUUGUAUGGAGAUAAAUGGUUACGGCGAUACCCAGAGGAGAGCAGGGGAGAUUUGAAGUUUUUUGCUGUUAAUGAAGUUGAAGUGGACGUUUUAGCGUAGCGAGCGGGACUUUAUAUCCAAAGGAAGAUCAAUAAAAUAUUACAUCACUGUGAAUCAUCGAGCUUAUUUGACUG